AUGUCCACUCUCCACCCACCCAACCCCACCACCAUUCCCCCUCUCUCCCCCUCAGAUCCCCAUCCAGUCAACUCAACUCCCCCUCCUCCUCUCCGAAUCGCCAUCAUCGGAUUCGACAACUACGACCACUUCCUCGCCAAAACCCUACUCUCUCAAGGCCACACUCUCCUCGCACACUCCUUAUCCGAUCACUCCUCCUCAGCUUCCCUUCUCAACGUCUCCUUCUUCACCACAGACCUCCACGAACUCUGCCAACGCCACCCCGACAUCAUCCUACUCUCCACCUCCAUCCAAACCACGGAAAACAUCCUCAAAACGCUCCCGUUUCAUUUACUCCACCCCAACACACUCUUCGUAGACGUCCUCCCCGUAAAAGUCUUCGCAAAGACUCUCCUCCUCCAAUACUUACCUCAACACUUCAACAUUCUCUGCACGCACCCAAUGUUCGGCCCACCACAGCAGAGCGUGGACUCGAGAGGUCCACGCUUCGUGUACGAUAAGGUCAGGAUCAUCGGCGGAGAUGGAGUCUCGAGGUGUGAGAGUUUUCUCGGAGUAUUUGAGAGGGAAGGGUGCGAGAUGGUGGAGAUGAGCUGCGCUGAUCACGAUCGUUACGCUGCUGGAUCGCAGUUCCUAACGCAUACGGUUGGUAGGGUUUUGGAGAUGAUGAAUCUCGAAACGACGCCGAUUAACACUAGAGGGUAUGAGGCGUUACUUGGUUUGGUUGAGAAUACUCGUGGUGAUAGCUUUGAUUUGUACUAUGAGCUGUUUGUUUAUAAUAACAACUCGUUGGAGAUGUUGGAGAAGUUGGGUUGUGCUUUUGAGUCCUUGCGUAAAGAACUUUUCGGUAGCCUUCACGGUGUUGUUAGUAAGAACUUGUUUGAAGGUGAGACACAUAAAGAAACUCGAAAUGGUAUGAUCAGGUCAAAAGAUGAUGCUGAUUUCAACUAUGGCUAUAACACCGCAAGGUGGCUUAAGAUUGGUAUAGUCGGGUUUGGCAAUUUUGGACAGUUUCUAGCGAAGACAAUGGUCAAGCAGGGCCACACGGUGUUAGCGUAUUCGAGAACAGACUACACUGAUGCAGCUUCCAAGCUUGGCGUCGUGUUUUAUUCAGACGUUGAUGAUCUAUUUGAAGAGGAUCCUGAAGUUAUUCUUCUAUGUACGUCGAUCCUCUCGACUGAGAAAGUUCUCAAGUCACUCCCGUUUCAGAGACUGAAGAGGGGUACGCUUUUCGUGGAUGUGCUUUCCGUAAAAGAGUUCCCGAGGAAUGCAUUUCUUCGAGUUCUCCCACAGGACUUUGAUAUUUUGUGCACACAUCCCAUGUUUGGUCCAGAGAGUGGUAAGAAUGGAUGGAACGGUCUUUCCUUUGUGUUUGAUAAGGUUAGGAUCGGGAUGGAUGAUAGAAGAAGAACAUCUAGGUGUGAUAGUUUUCUAGAUAUUUUUGCCAGUGAAGGAUGUUCUAUGGUUGAGAUGUCGUGUGCUGAACAUGAUCGGUAUGCGGCUGGAUCGCAGUUUAUCACACACACGGUAGGAAGGGUUCUGGAGAAGCUGAGUUUGGAAUCUACUCCGAUCGAUACCAAGGGUUACGAGACAUUGUUGAAACUGGUGGAGAGCACUGCUGGUGAUAGCUUUGAUCUUUACUAUGGACUGUUUUUAUACAAUCCUAAUGCGAUGGAGCAGUUUGAGAGGUUUGGUUCUGCUUUGGAAUCGUUGAAGAAACAGCUCUUUGGAAGACUACAUUGUCUUCUGCAUAAGCAGCUGUUUGGAAAUGAUGAGGAGAGUCGAAUCAUGUUGGAGACAACUGGCUAUGCCAAAGCAACAUAUGGGGAAAAGAGCAAAGAUUUUGAUAAAGCUCAUGCAAUUUACCCACCAAAACAGAGUGAUAUAACUGGUAAAGUCAUCAUCUAUACCCUUGUAGGGCUUUGCAUUCUGCUCUGUCUCUUCAUCAGCAUCGGUUUCUAUGUCAUAGCUAAGCCACUUAAAGCAAGCCUGACGUCAGUGGCUUUAAGAAACCUCAAGUACAACGAUACAUCAUCAUCAUCAUGGCCUUAUUUCAACGCGACACUAGCUAUGAAGAUCAGAAUUGACAAUCCGAAUUUUGGCUUCUUUGAGUUUCCAACUAGUAAAGGAGAUAUCAUGUACAAUGGUCGUGUUGUUGGUGAAAUAAAGGUUAGUGGACAGAGAGUGGAUUCAUACAGUGCCAUAAGAUUAGAGGUUAGGACAGAAGUGAGUUACAGAGGGAAUCAUGUUUGGUUGAAGAAUGAUAUAAAGAGAGGGUUGAUUAUCCUCAAGAUUGAAGCUAAACUGAGAGGGGAAGUACACUUGUUGGCUUUGAACAAGGGAAGUGUGAAUUUGAAGUGUUUGAUGCAUCUUAAUCUGAUAGAUGAAGUGAUUCAACGUUUGUGGUGUAAAUGA
Molecule: messenger RNA, 2412 nt
Organism: Eruca vesicaria subsp. sativa (arugula)
Lineage: Eukaryota; Viridiplantae; Streptophyta; Magnoliopsida; Brassicales; Brassicaceae
Source: the annotation of a GenBank genome assembly